Hippopotamus amphibius kiboko is the source of this 2250-nucleotide messenger RNA. RefSeq names its product ATPase PAAT-like. Bases 1 to 1338 code for a protein of 445 amino acids. The transcript has 6 exons. The record is from RefSeq and is a predicted model, not a curated record. NCBI's taxonomy places the organism in Eukaryota, Metazoa, Chordata, Mammalia, Artiodactyla, Hippopotamidae.
AUGGAGACCGAGGCUGUACACCGGCCACUGACCCGCCGCGCGACGCUGGCCUCUUCCUGGGAUGCCGCGUGCGGAGCCCUGGCCCAGAGUCUCCAUGUCACCCGGGUUGGCCUCGGCGCCGCGGACGCCGACUGGGAGGAGCUGCUGGCGCCGCCUGCCACCGGCCAGGAUGAGGUGAUUUUGAAAAGGAAUGUGAACAGCCAAGAUGAAAGCCCCUGCUUCCUUUACCUGAGAUGUGACCCUCACGGAGGUGAAGAAAUCGUUUCUGUGGGCAUUUUAAGUUCAGCCAGAAAUAUGGAAGUGUACUUAGGAGAGGAGUACUGUGGAACCAGUAGGGGCAAGAAUGUGUGUAGUGUUCUGGAUAACAGUGAACAUGAAAAGAUUACUUUGUACAAAAAAUAUCUGAAGUUGGAGUCUUCCACACAUGCUUGUAAGAUAAAGUUGCUCUCCUUUGGUGAAAAGCAAUGCGUGUUCAUCAGUAAAGUUGUGGUACACGUGAGACCAGUUUCGGCAAAUUCUUCAGCAGGAGGUCCUGCUCUAGGAUCGAGGAUAGACCUGGAGAGGGUCCAAACCAUCAUGGAGUCCAUGGGGUUAAAGUUAUCACCUGGAGCUCAGGAAUUGAUGAAUAUGGUUAGAUUCCAGCAGCGGAAUUGUAUUCCCACUGGAGAGCAUCUUCAGUCGGUUUUGGGAAGCACUGGAUGCAAGCCCGUGAUUGGACUGCAAGCAUCAUCUCCUUCGGGAGCCUUCGACAAGUCAUCCUCCACACCUUUUCCUUUCAGAACUGGAUUGACCUCUGGAAAUGUGACUGAAGACCUAAAAGCUUACACGGGUAAAAGUACGCAGCCAGCUGGUGGAGGAAAUGUGACAAGCCCCCAAGCGUGUACAGUUGUGCCACAAAACUAUUCUCUUCUUGAGAAUGAUCUUAAGAACGCAGUAUCUUCUUUCUUACCAAAGAAGGCAAGUGACAACUCACACAUACCUAACUCUGAGUUGCUGCCUUUUCUCCAGAAUUUGUGUAGUCAAGUGAACCAUCUCCGUGUGGGCCCUGACACCAAGUGGCAGGAAGGCAUCCCCAAGCCCGGCAAAGGCACUGUUGGAGUUACAAUGGAAGAGCAAUCCAUUUGUUCCUACUUGGAAAGGAUUCUUACUAAAAAUAUGGAACUGAUGGAAAAGAAACUUACGGACUACGUUGAUCAGCGAAUAUGUAAACUCCAGGAGCACAUAGAUAAUAAGAUUGCUUUAUUAAUGAACUUGCUGCAAAGUCCCGACUCCCCACCCUCUGGGAUGCCUCUAAGACAUUAUGACUCUGGAGAAAGACUUUCAAAUGGAGAAAGAUAAGCACUCAACACGUACCAAGUACUACAGAUAUUUAUUACAUAUUUAUUACAAAGCCAAACCCCCAAAAGUCAAAGCAACUAUUUAAUGUCAUUUGAGGAUCACCGUUUACUUACAUAAAGUGACCUCAGUGUUCAUUUUAACUGUACUGUUAUUGUAAAUCUCGUACUGUACACUAAGAGUUCGCAUGAUAGGGUCAAAUUAUUUUUGUUUCCCAUGUUUUUCACUUUUAUAAGAAAUUCACAUAUACCUCUGAGUUGCUUAAGUGCUCAGAUUUUUUAAGGAUUUCUAAUGCAUUUCAUUAGUUUGUAUUGUAUAUGUGUUUGAUUGAUCUUAAUUUUACAAACAACUUCUGUUUUAGGGGUAUACAAAAUGCUUAGAAUACUUGAUUGAUAUGUUUUCUUUUUCUAAUUGAUUGUUCUUAGAAAACUGGGGACUUAAGACUUGCAACUUUUAAUUUCAGAUCACCAUACUACUUUUUUUAUUAUUUCAGGUAAAAAAUUAGAUAUGAUGUUUGGCAUGUGUAAAACUGGUUUAUAUUGGGGCCAUUAAUUUUGUGUUCUGUCACACUGUAGCUAUGGAUAGAAACGUCAAAUUAGAACCAACCAAUUCUUUGUUAGGAUUAUUACUUUAGAUUUAAUGUUUGAUGUAAAAUGAGAGAAGUCAUCUUGUUUUAUCUCAGUCAUCCCAGAAAGUAGAAGCAACUCUCUCCUUUUCUGAGCUGAUACAAGUUCCUCUUUCCAGAGCCCUUUUCUGAUUAAGGUGGGAAAUGCUGAGGUUCUGGAUUCAAGGACUAAGGCCUAUGAAUCAAGGAGAUUGCAAUUCUCUCUAGCAGACUUAAUUUUCAGAACUUAUUGUAUAUGUGUUGUAAGGUCAUGUAUUUGCAUCUAAAAAAUAAAUGCAUCCAUUCUGGAA